AUGGCUAAGUCAAAGAACCACACCGCCCACAACCAGACCAGAAAGGCCCACAGAAACGGUAUCAAGAAGCCAAAGACCCACAGAUACCCUUCUUUGAAGGGUGUGGACUCUAAAUUCAGAAGAAACCACAGAUACGCUUUGCACGGAACUGCUAAGGCCUUGGCUGCUCAGAAGAAGAACUAGGCAAUGAUAUAGUUAAUAAGAAGUGGAUUG
Messenger RNA from Ogataea polymorpha, 213 nucleotides. RefSeq names its product 60S ribosomal protein L29. Lineage: Eukaryota; Fungi; Ascomycota; Pichiomycetes; Pichiales; Pichiaceae. The transcript has a single exon. The record is from RefSeq and is a predicted model, not a curated record. Gene Ontology annotation, biological process: cytoplasmic translation. Gene Ontology annotation, cellular component: ribosome; cytosolic large ribosomal subunit. Gene Ontology annotation, molecular function: structural constituent of ribosome. Bases 1 to 183 code for a protein of 60 amino acids.